Molecule: messenger RNA, 1392 nt
Organism: Mucor velutinosus
Lineage: Eukaryota; Fungi; Mucoromycota; Mucoromycetes; Mucorales; Mucoraceae
Exons: 3
Coding region: 1-1392 (463 amino acids)
Biological process (GO): cell wall mannoprotein biosynthetic process; protein N-linked glycosylation
Cellular component (GO): Golgi apparatus; membrane
Molecular function (GO): alpha-1,2-mannosyltransferase activity
Source: RefSeq, a predicted model, not a curated record
AUGGUUCAUUUGCAGGACAAUCUAUUUGAAACAGACAGCAUCUCAUCGCCUAGUAAACCAUCCGCCUACAGGCGUCGCAGGCUGUGGAAAAUCAUCAUACGCUCGUCCCUGGUCUGUACCUUGAUCACAGUGUGCUAUUUCUUUGGCCGAAGCAUCCAUUGGGGUGCCUUGUCAGAGAACUACGGAUACAGCACAAAAGACGUCGAUUUCAUGCGCUACUUUUGCAACCAAAUACAAGCGACACCCAAGCACGGACUCACAGAAGCAGCAGCCAAUGCAUUGGCGCCAGAAGAAGAGUUGGAGCAUCACAAGACUGGCUACCUGUUUCCAUCCGAUACGACACCUGCAGAUGACACCAUUCCUGAUCACGUAUGGAACGAUCUCCCAGUCAAGGGUGCAUACUACAUGAUUGUUAGGAAUGAAAACCUAGGUGAUGCUCGAUCCGUCAUCAAGAGCAUGGAAGACCAUAUGACCAACGGCACUCGGUAUCCUUGGGUGUUUCUGAACAACCAAGCCUUCACUGCUGAUUUCAAACGUUUCGUCAAAAAGAUCACCACUGCGCCCGUCUUCUUUGGCCAAAUUGACUUGCAAGUGUGGGAGUAUCCUCACUGGAUUGAUAUUCCAAGAGCAGAGUUUCUCAUGUUGCAGCAAGAAUUGCGCGGUGCUAACCGAGGGGCCAGCUUAUCGCACCAUCAAAUGCUGAGAUACCACGCUGGCUACUUUUUCCAUCAUCCAUUGCUGAGAGAUGUAGAGUACACUUGGCGAGUGGAGCCAGGCGCUGAUUACAGCUGUCAAAUGGAUCAAGACAUGUUUCUGUUUAUGAAGCAGCAGCAAAAGAAGCUAGGCUUUGUGCUUACCAUGCGCGAAUCUCCAGUGACAGUGCCUACCCUAUGGGCUCGUAUCAAUGAAUUCAAGGACUAUUAUCCAGAAUACAUCUUGCCCCAAAGUGAGACAAUCUGGCCGUGGAUCGUGGAGAAGGAGACCGAUACCUACAAUAUGUGCCAUCUGUGGUCCAACUUCCAAUUGGCUGAUCUGUCAUUCUUUAGAUCUGAAGCAUAUCAGCAGUAUUUCAAGUAUUUAGACAAUACAGGCAACUUUUUCUACGAGCGCUGGAGCGAUGCCCCCGUACAGACCAUUGCAGCCGCUCUCUUUAUGAAUAAGAAAGACAUCCAUUUCUUCAACCAGAUAGGCUAUUCGCACACAAGUGCUCUGCAUUGCCCUUACAAUGAAACACUUUUGAAGAAAUGCAGCUGCGACGUUACCUCUAAUUACGAUCUUUACCAGGACAGCUGCACAAAGAAGCUGCUCAAGUUGAUUGAUCCUGAAACCCUCUCUGAAAUGACCGACUUUAUCAAGGAAAAGCGCAUCGAAAUUCCCUCCAAAAUUGAAUAA